Molecule: messenger RNA, 2368 nt
Organism: Hemibagrus wyckioides
Lineage: Eukaryota; Metazoa; Chordata; Actinopteri; Siluriformes; Bagridae
Gene: cplx4a
Product: complexin 4a
Exons: 3
Coding region: 1469-1948 (159 amino acids)
Biological process (GO): regulation of neurotransmitter secretion; neurotransmitter transport; synaptic vesicle exocytosis
Cellular component (GO): terminal bouton; SNARE complex
Molecular function (GO): syntaxin binding
Source: RefSeq, a predicted model, not a curated record
GCUGCAUUCUGAUUGGUCAGAAGGUUGGGUUUAUUUUCUUUAUCCCUGCAGCUCUGGCAGUCUUUAUAUUCACAUUAAUACACUUGUUAUACAUUUAUAAACUGAUAAUAAAACAUAUGAUACGGUAAAGUUUAUAAAAGUAAAGGUGUUAAUCGUGUGUGGAAGAAGUCUCCAGUGUCUGCGCUGUGUAACAGUCAGAGGUAAAACUCUGACCUCUUCAGGACAGAGGAGUUUAUACUUCAGUUUCUGGUAACCAAAAAUAUAUAUAUACUAUAUAAUACUAUAAAUGGAUUAAAAAAUAGACAUCCUUUGAUGGCUAAAUUCUAAUAAUUCUAAUGAUGAUAAAGUAAUUGCUGUGUUAUAAGAGGAAUAAAACAUCUUUGAUGUAACAGUAACUCUACUUCAUCACUCCAUUCUUUUUUUUUUUUUCAGAUAUUUCCCAUUGCAAAUGUUUACAGAAACUUAAGAGCUCUCUCUCUCUCUCUCUCUCUCUCUCUCAGAAUACUCUUAGAAUAGUUCUAGCAGUAUUUUAUUGUUUCUAAUCUCAUUCUCUUUUUAUUAUGUUUCUCUGCAUCAGUGUCUCUGUAGGUGUAGAGAUGUUAAGUAUAAUAAACAUCAUUCCCAGAGAAACAGGACGUUUCUGUAGAAAGCGCUUCUGCUUUUACAAUUUAGAGGAAAACUGAAUCCUUAAAUAUCAGUCCAUAUCAAAACCCUGUCCAAUCAUAUCCUUUUCUUUAGAAUAUACUACACUUUAAAUAUUUCAAAGUUAAAUUCUUUCACACAAAAAAGCACUUAGAUUGUAAGUAUAAUAAAUCAUAAAGUAUAAAAAUCAACCCUAAAUAAAAAAUCCGGUAUCUAUAGUUUGUACAUGUUUCCUUUUCUUUUCCAAACCCAAUCCCAGAUCUUUGCUGUUUGUCACGGGAUCCGAUAGCCGACUUCUUCUCCCAUGUCUGAUCCACAGUUUGUUUGUGUUUUUGUUUUUUGACUGAGGAUCAGUUCAGUGCUGUCUCUAACAUUUAUUCUGCCUUUGAAGUUAUGAGUAGUGACUCAACCCCAUGUCCUCUAUUGUGUUAGAGAUUUGGAGUUAAAAUGGCACAGGUUCCUAUGUCAGGUGUGUAAUCCUGAUUUCUCCUCCAUGUUUUCGGAUCCUGCUGAAAGAUCUUUGCGCUGCAUUGAUCUUCUGAUCUACAUCGUGUGUCCUCUUCAUUGCUUCAUCUGAUCAGCAGUCUGUCUGUGUGCUUUAGUGCUGCGGAAGACAAAAACCCCACGACCAUCUGCCAGAGCCGGAGUUUAAUCCAGAUUACAGCCUCUCUCUCUCUCUCUCUCUCUCUCUCUCUCUCUCUCUCUCUCUCUCUCUCUCUCUCUCUCAUUCCUCUCCACUGUCCUCUCCACAAAUCCCCAAACUCUGCUGGAUUGAAGACCUUUCUCUAUAAAAACAAGCAGCUGAGACACUCGGUCAGAGAGGAAAAUGGCGUUUCUCAUUAAGAGCAUGGUGGGGAACCCACUGAAAGGGAUGGGACUUGGAGGAGGAGAGGAGAAAUCCGAGUCGGAAACUCCGAAGGAUCCGGCAGCGGCGGCUGGGAUGACCAGAGAGGAAUACGAGGAGUACCAGAAACAACUGGUGGAGGAGAAGAUGGAGCGAGACGCUGAUUUCCUGCACAGAAAGGCAGAGAGAGCGACCCUCAGGGUUUGUCUUCGUGAGAAAUACAGACUGCCGAAGAGUGAGCAGGACGAGAACAUGCUCCAGAUGGCCGGAGAUGACGUGGAUGUCCCUGAGGAGCUGCUGAAGAUGGUGGACGAGGAUGCGACGGAGGAGGAGGAGAAGGACUCCAUUCUGGGUCAGAUGCAGAACCUGCAGAACAUGGACAUGGAUCAGAUCAAGGAGAAAGCCACGGCUACAUUUAACGAGAUGAAGAGCAAAGCCGAGGAGAAAUGCUGCGUGAUGUAAUGUCCUGACGAGACACGACACACACUGACGAGGAAAAGCGUUUGGUUGAGUUUAUGAACUUGAUCAUGAGCAGAGAUAACUUGUUUAUACUUGAGCUGUUAUUUUUAAAAAGAAAUUGCACUUAAAUCUCUAAUUAAUGUUGAGUACACACUCACUUCACUACUCAGUAUCUACAGUGUGGCUGUGUGACAUGAUGUAUGUGUUAGUGUAACUGCCUCUGUGUGUGUUUGAGUAUGAAUAUAUAAUGCAUCAUAAGCUCUGAUUUAUUGGAAAUGUUACAUCAAUGUUUGUUUUUUUUUUGUUUGUUUGUUUUUUUGUAACUAUACACCAAUUUAACUGAGAUACAUGUAGUGUAUUAAAGAAGAGCUUGGUUGUGUUUAUGUUUAUGUUUAUGUUUAUAUUUAUAAGGAUCAAAUUAAC